Molecule: messenger RNA, 1190 nt
Organism: Vombatus ursinus (common wombat)
Lineage: Eukaryota; Metazoa; Chordata; Mammalia; Diprotodontia; Vombatidae
Gene: DOK3
Product: docking protein 3
Exons: 2
Coding region: 784-1164 (126 amino acids)
Biological process (GO): cell surface receptor protein tyrosine kinase signaling pathway; positive regulation of MAPK cascade
Cellular component (GO): cytoplasm
Source: RefSeq, a predicted model, not a curated record
ACAGAAACGUGACUUCCUUUUAAAAUAUCUUUAAAAUAAACAUGGAAAAAAUAUUAAAAUUGUAGGCAGAGGGGAGGGCAAUGUUGAGUAACAGACAGAGUGUUAAGCUUAGAAGUCAGUGAACACCUGGGUUCAGAUCCUGUUUUUACUAGUCAUGUGACCUAGAGCAAGUCACUUAACUGCCCUUUGCCUCAGUUUCCUCAUAUGUAAAGUGGGGGUAAUGCCUGUAUUAAUGAUAUCAUAUGGUUGUCGAGAAACUCAAAUGAGAUAAUGUAUAUCAAGUGACUUGCAAACUUUAAAACCUUGUAGAAAUGGUAGUUAUUGUUAGACAAAUCCUCUUUGAUCUUAGACAUAGAGCAGUUGCUUCUGCCCCCUCUUCUUUUCUAACUCGUGGGAGGGAGGAUGGGGAGAAGCAGGAAGGGACGAAGAUGAAGCCUAUGACUCAGCAGAACCCAUGUCUCAAAGACAGCUGAUGUGGGUCCAGCCUAUGACCUGGAGCUGGAAGGGCAGGGCCCUUGCCCACCUCCAGAGCCCUCCACAUAGGGCAGGAGAAAGACUAGGGGCAGGGGUAAAGAACAGCCUUCCUGGCCUUCUACCCCAAGCCACCCCAGGUUCUCCCAGAGUUGCCAGGGAGUAGGGGUGGGCCCUGACCCCUCCCCCAGGCCACCCUAGCCUCCUUCCCUCCUGCGGCUGGGGGGGAAGGGAAGUAGCAAGAAGGGGAAGUUGCCUGUCCCCAUUUGCUUCAGGGCUGCUGUCUGAGCAUUGGGCUCUGGCCCCUCAGUCAUGGACACCCAAGAGACGCCUCUGAAGGACGGGCUUCUCUACCAGCAACAUGUGAAAUUUGGCAAGAAAUCCUGGAGGAAGGUGUGGGCCUUCUUGUAUGCUGACGGCCCUUCAGGAGUGGCCCGACUGGAAAGCUGGGACGUAAGAGAUGGUGGGGGCGGACCAGCAGGGGACAAACCCAGUGGGCGUCGGGGUGACCGGCGAGUGAUCCGGCUGGCUGACUGUGUGUCUGUGGUGCCAGCUGACGGUGAGAGCUGUCCUCGGGACACCACCGCCUUCCUGCUCACUACCACUGAACGCAGCCACGUGCUGGCCGCCCAGCACCGGCAGACAUGGAUGGCUCACAUCUGUCAUCUGGCAUUUCCGGUGAGACUGAGCUAGGGGAGUAUGUGUGUGUGAUGGGGUGA